Rubroshorea leprosula is the source of this 862-nucleotide messenger RNA. The record is from the annotation of a GenBank genome assembly. Lineage: Eukaryota; Viridiplantae; Streptophyta; Magnoliopsida; Malvales; Dipterocarpaceae.
UAAACCCGUUUUACGCGAGCAUGACGGAUUUGAAGUGAAAUGUUUUAUGCUUUUCAUUAAAUUGAGCAUGCCUACUUGAAAUUUAAGUGACUGUCCUGAUGAUCUGAAAGUGAUUGUGAAUUGUGAUUUUCCUGUAAACUUCUGCCUGUUUUGUCUCCGAUGUGGUCAUGUUAUUCGUGACCCUGCUAGUGGGGGAGGUUAUAAACACUAGCACAUGUCGGCACAUGUCGAUAUGUUAUUUGUGACCCCGCUAGUGGGGGAGGUUACAAACGUUAGCACAUGUCGACAUGUUCGUGAUAGAACCGGUUCGCUCGUGGCCCUACUAGUGGGGAUUAUACACUAGUACUCGUGUGCCUGCCAGUGGGAGGUUUAUAAACGCUGGCAUGACCUAUAGAGGAGACAUCUAUUUCGUGCCCGUACUGUAUUCGUUUUUCGUGAUUGCACUUGUUGGCAUGCUAUAAGUUUAAUUAAGGGCAAUCCAUAUUUUACUUACUGAGUUAUCUCACCUCGUUUUUCUCGUCCACCAUUUCAGGUAGUGUGCCCCGAGACUUGGAAAUCAAGGGAAGUGACGUGAUAAACGGCUAGCCACUUGAGAUUUGACAUAGAUUUUAGAUACAUGUACACCACGCUCUUGUAAGUUAGAUUUUAAUUUGAAAUUUUAUGGUAUCAAAACUAAUUUUGUUCAGUAAGUUCCGAGCCUUGUGCAUUUGUGGAAUCCGUCUCACGAGUGCACGGCGUCUAUCGCACCUUGGAUUCGAGUUCUGGGACGUGACGAAAUGUGUCAAAAAAUGUAUUGAACCGAAUGUGUACAAUCACUUUCCUAAUGCUUUUUUUAUUUUAACGAUAAAUCACUUAUUAUUAU